This is a messenger RNA of Pongo pygmaeus (Bornean orangutan), 490 nucleotides long. RefSeq names its product cortexin domain containing 1 (gene CTXND1). The record is from RefSeq and is a predicted model, not a curated record. NCBI's taxonomy places the organism in Eukaryota, Metazoa, Chordata, Mammalia, Primates, Hominidae. The transcript has 3 exons. Bases 297 to 476 code for a protein of 59 amino acids.
AGCCAGCGAUCCGCGGUCGCCCUGGGCUCGGCGCCGGCCCAGCCAGGACCCCGGGAGCGCACGGGACGGGCCUCGCCAGUCACACUCCAGCAUCCCCACCAGCCAGCACAGUGCCUGCUCUCAGUGAAAGGCCACUGUUCUCCUUGGGCGACCCCCAUGAUGCCUGACAGCUCCCCGUGCCUCCUGGAACAGCCAGGGUCCUUAUGAAGUGGUGACCACUCCAGUCAGCAGGGGUGGAAAAUGGUACCAGUCAAGCCUGAGGCGGAGGAGGAGCAGCCCACAGUCGCUGCCGCGAGAUGGAGGAGCCCACGCCGGAGCCCGUCUAUGUCGACGUGGACAAAGGGCUGACCUUGGCCUGCUUCGUCUUCCUCUGCCUCUUCCUUGUCGUGAUGAUCAUCCGCUGUGCCAAGGUCAUCAUGGACCCUUACAGCGCCAUCCCCACAUCCACCUGGGAGGAGCAGCACCUGGAUGACUGAGGCGCAGCGGCUGU